Molecule: messenger RNA, 1266 nt
Organism: Necator americanus (New World hookworm)
Lineage: Eukaryota; Metazoa; Nematoda; Chromadorea; Rhabditida; Ancylostomatidae
Exons: 9
Coding region: 1-1266 (421 amino acids)
Source: RefSeq, a predicted model, not a curated record
AUGAAAUCGUUGAAUCUCAUCGUACUACUCAGCAACUACUACGUUGAAGCACAAGUUCGCAUACGGAUAUGGCAGCCGAACAUCGAUUCGACGAAGAUCAAGGAACCGAUACGAUUCUGGGAAUUGAUAGAAAUGCGGCCGACCUCCUCAACUCCGUCGUCGUCGUCACCAUCAUCAUCAUCAUCAUCAUCGCCACCAUCGCCACCAACUCCACCACCACCACCACCGCCGCCGCUGCCGCUGCCGCUAACCACUAUUACAACAUCACGACAAUUUGAGACAACAACCACUAAUACCACUACCACAACCACUACUACGACCACUACUACAACCGCACCACCACCUCCUCCACCUCCAACAACAACAGUGGAAUGGAUCACACCAACCACCUUAGAUCCAUGUGAAGAGACCGAUCCUAUGAGUUUAGUGAAAGCGAUGAAGGAUAGCGGCAUAUACAAUGAAAUCUAUAUGGCUCCGGAUAUCUUCACUGCAAGCCGAAAUUUCCCCGAUUUAAGUGGGAAGAAUUUUAUGAAAGCGAAAAGUCGAUAUCAUUGUGACGAAAAAUGUGAGAGGUCAUCAAAACUUGUACGAUUAUUGAUGAUAGGAGACAAUACACCGCCGCCGCUUCCGAAAGAAUCCGAAAGAGCAUGGUGGGAUGAAGAGGAAUGGGAAAGAGAGAAGAGGUCGAUUCGGAGUCGAAUUACGUCACGAAACGAACGAAGGAAAGAAUUGGAGAACACUGUGAGAAAUGCUUUACGAGAAUUGGAUCACAUAAAUAGAGACGAAGUCGAUGGGUCCGGCGAAGAUGAUUCACAACAGAAUGAAUUUGAUCGUUUUUUCACCAGUGAACUUCACUCAGACUCACUUCAACCACCACGAACGAGAAGAAAUGCCGAGAAUGAAUUAAUGGUGAAAAAUUCCGGAACUGCUAAGGAUGUGCUUGGAACAACAAUUGCGCUCGAAUGUCAAGAUAAGACCGGUGAAGACCUUCAAGCGGGGUACCAGCUAUGUUCAUCAUGUCGUGCUGUUCGCCACCUUCCACAUUCUUAUUUCCCUCGUGUCUUAAACGAGAUUAUCUGUGGUGAAAGCGCUUGCGUUCGUGGUGACGGGCGAUGCGCACAACGAUUCUUACCGCUGAAGAUACUGCACAACGAAGGCACGGACUUAUGCCCAAAAUGGCGUCUCGUCUCAGUCGAACUUCGAACAUGUUGUGAUUGUGUUAUACAUCCAUAUUCACCAUUUCUUCGUUAUGUGCAUGGGGAUUAA